Molecule: messenger RNA, 2019 nt
Organism: Perca fluviatilis (European perch)
Lineage: Eukaryota; Metazoa; Chordata; Actinopteri; Perciformes; Percidae
Exons: 13
Coding region: 197-1690 (497 amino acids)
Molecular function (GO): oxidoreductase activity, acting on metal ions
Source: RefSeq, a predicted model, not a curated record
GCCGUGUACUUAGAUUGCCCUUUCUAACUUCCUCCUUCGGUCUGCUGAGUUUUUGCGGUGCUCUCUAGCACACAUUGCACAACUAUCAGUAGAAGGAGGAUCCAUUUCUGAGCUUCCUUCAGUUUUUCUUAAAUAGAUUUAGACAGCAAAUUCUUAGGUCUAAGUGGGCUAAGGUUGUAGAGUGACGUUCGGUUUCAUGGUAUUGGACAUCGUAUACAAAUAUUUUAAGAUGUGGUUGUGGAUUUUGAUUGGCCUUAACAUCAUCACAAAGGUGCAUGGGUUUGCAAAUGGCAAAUUCCCACAGUCGUGUGAAUCAAUGUUACCUCAGCAUUCAAACCGUGGGACACCUAUCCAUCCUCAGAACAGUGAACCGCCCUUUGAGAUGAUCGUCUCACUCAUAAAGGGAGACACUAUUACAGUUUCUCUCCAGAGCAAGCAAUCCACAAUGUUCAGGGGAUUUAUGUUGGAGGCUCGACAGAAAGGAAACCAUCUUGUAGGAAAAUUCAUCAUGCUUGAGCCUGAAAACACUCGACUCCUGACGUGCAAUAAUUUAGCAGACACGGCUGUUAGUCAAAAAAACAAUAAAAAUAAGAAUAAGAUCCAAGUUAACUGGGUACCACAGGGAGAAGACGUGGACAUCAUGGACAACAUCACUUUCAGAGCCACAUUUCUUGAAAGGUUUGGUACAUUCUGGGAACCAAUGGAUCUGAAUGUUACUUUAACUUCACCGACCACACCAUCACCAACACCAAGUACUACCACAAGUACUACAAUGCUAAGUACUACACCAAGUACUACACAGCCAAGUACUACAACACCAAGUACUACACCAAAUACUACACAGCCAGGUACUACAACACCAAGUACUACACAGUCAAGAACUACAACACAAAGUACUACACCAAGUACUACAGUACUAAAAAGUACAAGUGAUUCUGAUACUACAAAGCCAAGUACUGCAGAGACAAGCAUGACAACUAAAGACCAAAUCAAUGUCAACCAAUCACAGGAAGCAACCAUUGUGUGGAUGAAUUUCGACUGUUUUUUGGUGGUAGUCAUGACGGAGCUGCCUAAUAUAUUGGUGACUACCCUCCGCAACAGUCCCUUAUCUUGUUGUCUAAAUAAGGUGUUAAAGAUACUGUGCAGUCUGCUUUGUGCGGCAGUUGAAAUAACGGCCGUUGUCUUGUUUUGUUUGGCUGAUACCAUUAAAGUCACUCUCGUUGCUCUUGUGUGUGUGGCGAUAGUGUUUAAUUUCAUAAAGCUGGUAAUCGUCUGUCUGCCAAUUGGACCCAGUCAUGAACUAAAGGAGAUCUGUGACCUUACUGUCAACGUGUGUUCUGUCAUCCAUGUGAUUUUUACAACUGCAGUUGUCUUUGUUGGUGUGUUGGAGAUGGACAACUGCAGAAAUACCAAUGAAGACUCUUGGCUUCUGAAAGUGAUGGUCGCUUACACAAUAUGGAUUGUCCUGUUUUUAAUUUGGGUUUCUGUGAACAGUAUCCAAAGUAAAGCAAUACUGGGGAGAACCCAAAUAGAGAGUCAAAGACAUGGUAAAAGAUGGAGGCAACAAGGAAACAUGAAGCUCAGUGCUGCAGAAGUAAUGGUUACUGCUGUCUCAGUCAUCCUCAUCGUUGGAAACUUGAGUUUCGUUGUAGCUGUCACUGUUGGGAUAUUUAGGUGUCUGGAAAUGUAGGCCUGUGAUUGGUGUGUUGGUACUUUCUUUGCAUAGUUUUAAAGUUAUUCAUGUUUCAGAUUCCUUAUUUACAGUUGUAUGCAUGCACAUGCCUAAUAGGGCAUACUUUUAAUUUUGAUAUUAGUACUUUGAUAUCUGUACCUUGUGGUUUAUUUGUAUACUGUUGCUGUGACCUGCAAAUUUCCCCCUUCCCACCCAGUCAUAAAUAAAUCUAUCCAUCUCUAUCUAAAUAGUAGCUUAUGUAAAGGAUAUUAAAAUUGUUGGUGCUGUAAAUACAACACAUGUUGAUUCCAAUCUCAAAAUAACAAUAAAGCAAUGCCUACUUUGAG